This is a messenger RNA of Serinus canaria (Common canary), 4394 nucleotides long. It is a transcript of the gene PRRX1, whose product is annotated as paired related homeobox 1. Gene Ontology annotation, molecular function: DNA-binding transcription factor activity, RNA polymerase II-specific; DNA binding. The record is from RefSeq and is a predicted model, not a curated record. NCBI's taxonomy places the organism in Eukaryota, Metazoa, Chordata, Aves, Passeriformes, Fringillidae. The transcript is spliced from 4 exons. Gene Ontology annotation, biological process: regulation of DNA-templated transcription. The coding region runs from base 239 to 976 and encodes 245 amino acids.
CCCCGCGCCGCCGCCCCGGCGCCCCGAGCCGGCCGCCGCCUCUCCCCUCCGACAUGUUUUAAGCCCGGCCCUUUUCGCUCCCCUUCGGGCUUCCCUACCCGCCGCUGCCGUCGGGUCCCGUCCCGCUCGCCCCGCUCCGCUCCUCGCUACUCCCCCCCUGGAAGCGCCGGCGGCUGGGGGGGCGCGGGGGCGGUGGGCGCCCGCGGGGGGCGAGGGCAGAGAAGCCCCGCUCGGCACCAUGGCUUCCAGCUAUGCCCACGCCAUGGAGAGGCAGGCCCUGCUGCCCGCCCGCCUCGACGGCCCCGCCGGCCUGGACAAUUUACAAGCCAAGAAGAACUUCUCCGUGAGUCACCUGCUGGACCUGGAGGAGGCGGGCGACAUGGUGGCCGCCCAGGCGGAGGAGGGCGGCGGCGAGCCCGGCCGGAGCUUGUUGGAGUCCCCCGGUCUGACCAGCGGCAGCGACACCCCGCAGCAGGACAAUGAUCAGCUGAACUCAGAAGAGAAGAAGAAAAGAAAGCAGAGGAGGAACAGGACUACCUUCAACAGCAGCCAGCUGCAGGCACUAGAGAGGGUCUUUGAGAGGACUCACUACCCCGAUGCUUUCGUACGGGAAGACCUUGCACGCAGAGUCAACCUCACUGAAGCCAGAGUUCAGGUGUGGUUCCAGAACCGCAGAGCCAAGUUCCGCCGGAACGAGCGCGCCAUGCUGGCCAGCAAGAACGCCUCCCUGCUCAAAUCCUACUCCGGGGACGUGGCGGCCGUGGAGCAGCCCAUCGUACCCCGGCCCGCCCCCAGAGCCACCGACUACCUGUCCUGGGGCACCGCCUCGCCCUACAGUGCCAUGGCCACCUACUCUGCCACGUGUACCAACGCCAGCCCAGCACAGGGCAUGAACAUGGCCAACAGUAUUGCCAACCUGAGACUGAAGGCAAAGGAAUAUAGUUUACAGAGGAAUCAGGUGCCCACAGUCAAUUAACAGCUGGGGGCAGCUGCCUUGCAGAAGGAGAAGACACAAGAGCACCCGUCCUGCUUUGCAACUUGUCUGUGCUGAAAGAAAAAAAGAAAUCAAAAGAGAACAAUAACAAAAAAAAAACCCACAAUAAAAAUAAAAAAGAAAAAAAAAAAAAGGAAAAAAAAAGAAGAAGAAAAAAAAGCCAUCCCUCACCCAGAACUGAACACGGGGAGCAAACAGAACCUGUGAGUGAUCAGGUUCCUCCUUCCUUUUGGGAUAAUGCCACCGUUUUUUAUUUUCUUGUUAUCGUCGGGUUUAUUGCUUCUGCUCAAUAUACUGCGAGCUUCUUCAGUAAAGGACAGUCUCACCCUUGCUGGUUUCCAUUGUUGUGAGGGACUGCAAAAAGAAACCUCUGCCAGGCUCAGCCCACGGACCAGUCCCAGCACCAGCACACUGAGAUACAAAGCUUGCUCCUCUCCCCGCUGCCCCAGCUCACCCUAGAAGAAGAAUUUGUUUGGUCACCAAUUUCCAUGACACCCACCCAACCCUCAUCCCUCCAGUCCCCCUCGUGCCACAGAGGCAGCACGUUCCUCUCAGUCUGCCUGAUAGUGCAGCAAGAUGGAUUCCUGCUGUCUGAGCUGCCUGGAAAAACCUCCCUGGGCUCUGCAGAGCUCCAUUGUUGGGCUGAGUAUUCCCUGCCCUGCUGCCUCAAAAAGCCAAAGAAGAGAGCAAAGCCACCGUGGGUGUGUGAGCAGGGGGAUCUCUCUGUAGUGCCAAGAUCAGGACUGUCAGGACACUCCUUUCUAUGCCUUACAGUUUGUGCCACAGGGAAAGGCAUUGUCCAGAUGCAUUUGUUUUAUAUAUACUGUAUAUAUUUAUAUAUAUAAGAUAAUACAUGCAAGCUUGGUUGGUGUUUUUUAUUAAACAAAAUAAAACCCGUUGAAAGCGUUCAGGAUGUUGGUGCUGCAUCCAGGUGGAGCUGUGCAUUGAAAUUCCAGCCACAGCCUCUCUCAGCCUUGGCAGAGCUCUUCCCUGCAGCCUUGGGCAGCUCUGGGAAAGGCAGCUCGUGUCCCCCCGUGAGGAACCCCAGAGAAGUGGUGCUGGAGGGAGCCCCACUCCUUUCUGCAGAUUUUCCCCAUGGGCACAGAACACAACAAGGGGCUCCUGUGCAGCCAGGCUGGUUCUUGUGGCUUUUGGGAUAUCCCCAGGGAAAUCCCUCUGGGCACAAGUGAUGUCUCAGCAGGGAGCAUCCCACCAAAGAUCCCUCAGCACUGCUCAGUAAGGCUUGGUCCAUACCCUUACCCAUUUCCCCUGCCUGCUGUCCUCCCUCUGGGCUCUGGAGACCUAAUUAGCACCUCAUUCAUUCAUCUCCACGAAGAGCAGAGGAGAUGCAGCCCAUAAAGGCAUUUCUUCCACACAAAACAUCCUGAGGAAAUCAGGAUCUUUCUCAUUGCUGGCAUUCCUGCCUCUCGUGUGUGGGGGAGGAAGGAAGGGGUUGAUUGGUGACAAAUAGCACUUGUGACAAAUAAAGAGCACUUGUGUCCAACCUGAGAUGGACCAUGCCAUGGAAGAGCCCCACUGGAGGCAGCAGAGCUUCUCCAUGGUCCAGGCUGGACCAUCAGGGAAGGAGAAUGAAGCUCAGCCAUGAGGAAUAUUUCUGGUGGAGUGGCUUGGGUCUCCAGCCUGGUGUUUGCUGCAGACACACUGGGCAUGUGUAGAUGUCUGCCAGUGGGCUCUGAUAGUCUGAAACAGCAUGGUGCAGGAAAUGAGGAAUAAAUCUCUUUAAAGUGCAAGUGAAAAUUAAACUGGCAAACGAUGAAUGGAAAUCCAGCUAAAAUAUUUGAGCUAGCACAAGGAAGAAAGCCCCAAAUCCAAACUGGAGUAAGUUGUGCCUGUAAGUUGUGCCUCCAAACUGGAGUAAGUUGUGAUUGUAUGCAUUGCUGCUGGAUUUUUCUUUUUUCCCCUCCCUGUGGGGGUAUUUUUGAGGGGAAAAAACCCUAAUAUUGAUCAGGACAAAAAGCUGAAAGUCACAGGCAGAACCAGGGAAAGGGAGGCAGGGGGAGUACUGUGCUUUGAGAAAUCCAUCAUGUUCUGUUUGAUCCCUUUCCUUGGCCACCUGCAGGCUGGAGAACCUCACAUGUGUAAACCAGAAUAUUUCUAUCCUGUACAGAGCAGGUCCAGCUCCUCGAGCCGAGUGAUCACCUUGGAGAUCUCAGGCUGCACUUGAACCUGACUCCUGCUUCCUGUGCCUACACAGGCACACAAGAAUUGGUCAGGAAGGACCCAGUGCCUCUGAAUAUCAUCACUCAAAGGCUGAACUGGGUGUUGAGUACCCUGAGCUGGCUCUCUCCACUCCCCCUGCCUUGCUGCUCUCCUCCAGAUCCCAUCCCCAUCCCAGCAGUGCCAGCAGCCUGGGUGGGUUCCCCUCUGCUGGCCUGGGAGCUCACCCUGGAGUUUCAGCUCUUUCCUUCCGGCCUGUGGCUUUCCCCCAGGCUUUGCUCAGCCUUUCUGCAGUAGAAAAACCACCCUGAGCAGCUUUUGGUGCUGUCUGUGUAGGGACACCACUUUCUGAGGUUAUCAAGGGAGUGUGAAGCUCCUGCUGCUCCAUGACCCAGCCGUGGGCUGAGAUCUCCAUCCCCACGCUGGGAUGGUCACAUCAAGGGGCUCACAAAUGCCAGUGCAAGCCCUUGUUCAGCCUCUUCAUUUUAUCUGGAGUGUCUGGCAUGGAGCUGCUCCUGCAGGGAGGCUGUGGGAGCUUCUGCCCCUCCAGUUUGAGCUGGGUCUUGCCUUGGGUCAGGCUGCUUGGUCAGGGGUGCCCCCACAGCUGACUGGGCUGUUGUCAGUUCAGAUAAGACCUUGACAUCCCCAAUAUUGCUUUGUUGACAUGGAUUUACUAGCCAGAGCCCAGCUGGAUGAACAGACAGCUCCUGGGGUUUGUUUGGUAAUUGCUGAUGGCCUCAGCCAAAAGACAGCGACUCCUCGUCCAUCAAGCCAAAGUGAAAUGUUACAAUUGUGUUUAAUCUGUAUUUUAUUAAACCCUGUAAAUAUAUGUGCAAAUCAAGGGCCUUUUCCUCAAAGAGUGGAGUUCUCCAGGGUUUCAGCAGAUUUCCAGUUGGAGCUCUGGGAAGUUGCCAUGGUUACCACAGUUAUCAUUAAGUUUGGGUACCAUUCAGAGGAGAAAAUGUGUCUUCAAGCAUUUUCCUCUUGCCUGCUCUGUAUGAGCACUGUUUUCUCAGGCUCCCCCUCUCUCAGCAGAGAAAUAGGUGACUGGUUCCCUCAAAGGGGGAGUUUUGUGCAUGGCAGGGAUGGAUGAUUGACAUGGCACGGGAUUUCCAUCCUGUAAAUUAUCUCUUGCUUUGUGAUGUAAAAUGUACAGUGUUUGCACUAGAAUAGAAGUGACCAUUUCCAAUAAAAGGGGGAAGAGACUCCUCAAUCCUUUCCA